Molecule: messenger RNA, 2574 nt
Organism: Penicillium malachiteum
Lineage: Eukaryota; Fungi; Ascomycota; Eurotiomycetes; Eurotiales; Aspergillaceae
Product: putative RNAPII degradation factor Def1
Exons: 4
Coding region: 1-2574 (857 amino acids)
Cellular component (GO): cytoplasm; nucleus
Molecular function (GO): ubiquitin binding
Source: RefSeq, a predicted model, not a curated record
AUGUCCGACGUUCAAAGCCGAUCCUCUGCUCGAGGCAGACCCUCCGCCCGUGGUGGACGUGGUGGUUACAGCAACAGAGGUGGCCGUGGUGGAAACAGCAGAUCCAAUGCCGAUAAUACCGAAAGCUCAGACAUUCCUUCUUUUGAUGAAGGUGAAAUUGGACAGAUGAAGCAGAAGUACUCUGACACUCUUCCUCUUCUCCGGGAGUUGUUCCCCGACUGGAAGGAUGAGGACUUGGUCUUCGCACUCGAAGAUUCCAAUGGUCAACUUGAGGAAGCAAUUGAGCGCAUCACUGAAGGCAACGUCUCACAGUGGGGAGAGGUCAAGAAGAAGACCACAGACCGCAGUCGCCCUAAGCCCAAGGAGGUUCAGAGCACCGCAGCCGAGUCGAAUGCAGCUCCCGUCCGCGGAGCCCGUGGUCGUGGUGGAUUUGAGGGCCGUGGUCGUGCCCGUGGAGAUCGGGGUCGUGGCGGUCGUGGUGGCCGAGCAGGUGCCCACACAAACGGAACCCGUGUCGUUAGUGCCGCAGAGUCUGUUCCCGCGGCGACUGCUGCGGCUGUAGCUGCUACACCGGCUGAGGCUGUUACAUCUACUGUUGGAGAAGAUGCUGCCAGCGAACCUGCUGCCGUACAGGUGGAAACUAAGUCUAAUGUGAUUCCUGAGGGUACAAAGACAGGAUGGGCUUCCUUGUUCAACACCCCAGCCCCUGCGCCUCAAAAGAAGCCUCCGCAGCCCGCUGCUCCAGCGCCUGCUCCGGUAUCUGCACCUGUCCCUGCCCCCGAGCAGCCCGUCGAACCUGUACCCGAACAGCAGGCACCUGAACCCGUUCCUGUGCCCGCAGCAGUACAGAAGACUCCCGUUGCGAAGCCCACCGAACCUGUCGUCCCUGCCAUCCCGACUACCGCUGUCAAGCCUCCUCAGGUUGACUUGACCGAAACCAACCUCGAGCAAAUUCCCGAUGUAUCUGCCCCCGCCCCCACUGCAACUGCCGCUAGCACUGUUGGCAGUGCUCUGGAUCCCAUUGCUGCUGCGAACGCCACUCCUUCUCGUGCCCCUCCCGCGAGCCUUCCCGGUAGCGCAUACAAGCAGGGCGUUCGUGCCCCUGGUUUCCAGCGUCGUGUGAUGGAACAACAGCAGGCUGUAGUCAUGCCUGGAAACCAUGCGGUCGAUCGUGCUGCUGUGCAGUUCGGUAGCAUGGGACUCAACGGUGAUGCUGUGGACAUUGAUGAGAACCGCGAGGAAGCCGAAACUCGCGCUCAGCCUCCUCAGCACUCUCCUGUUGCUCCUCGUGCUUCCCUUCCUCCUUCCACCCAAGCCUCUGAGACCACUGCUGCUCGCCCUGCUCCCGCCUCUGUUGCCGACUCUUCUUUCUCCGACUUUGGUCGCUACUCUGAGACCCAAAAACCCUACGACCCCUUCAACCCGCAAGCUAGCCAGCCUCAGCCAAUCCAGGAGCCUUUUGCCAACCAGGCCCCCACCCAGCCUGCUGCUACCACUGGCAGCGAGUACUCUCCCUUCUAUGCUGCUGACCAACGCUUCCCUUACUAUAACAACUACGGCACCUAUGGCCAGACUCAGGAUGUAGCUGCUGCUCCCCGCGCUGCUCCUGGAUUUGGUGUUUCUGGUGCUGAGGCUACUCCCCAGGUUCCUACUACUCAGGCCCCCCAGCCGUUACGUGGCCACAACACUCCUAACCCCACCGUUCCCGGUGCUACUCAGACCCCUGCUGCCGCCCAGCACAUGCCUGGUCAGAAUGCUUACGCAUACGGUUACAACCCCUACUACUCCAACCCCCACUAUGCUCAGUACAUGAACCAAAUGAACCAGCAGCAGUACGGCCGCAGCCGCCCUAUGUACGACGAUGCCCGUCGUUACGAUGAGCAGCAGCAGCAGCAGCACUACGGUAUGCCACACAACAACCAGUAUGGCUACGGUAGCCAAUACGGCCCCUAUGCUGGCAAGGGUGGCAUGUACGGUCAACCCCACGGCGGUUUCAACUAUGACCACACUGCCUCUCCUGCCAACGCUGCUGCCAGCUUCAACCAAGCCACUCCCGGACGUGACUCCGUUUACAGUGGCCGCACUGGCUCCGCUCAGCCAGCUGAUAACCAGCAGACCGCUACUGGCGCCAAUGCCUUUGGUGCUACCGGCAUGUCUGAUGUUUUCGGUCGUUCCCAGGCUGGUGGCUUCGGUCAGAACCCCUCUGUCGCUCAGCAGGCUCCUGUGACUACUGAAGAAACCAAGGGCUUCGAGGCACCCAAGGCUGGUGGCCCUAGCCCCUCUCUCGCUCAGGCUAACCGUCCUGGCUCUGCCACCAACAACGCACCUGGUCAGGCCCAGACUCAGACCGGCCUCCCCCCUCUGCAGGGUCAGCAGGGUCAGCAGGGAUUCGGCGGCUACGGCCACCUGAACCCUCAGUACGGCGGUCUCGGUGGCCUUAGCGGUCACCAGGCUGGUGCUUCUCAGCAGCAGCAGCAGCAGCAGCAGACCGGUGGCUACAACAACUACGGUGCUGGCUUUGGUAAUUACUACGGAAACAACCGUGGUGGCUGGGGUAACAACUACGGUCACUAA